This is a messenger RNA of Brassicogethes aeneus, 903 nucleotides long. Lineage: Eukaryota; Metazoa; Arthropoda; Insecta; Coleoptera; Nitidulidae. The record is from the annotation of a GenBank genome assembly.
AACAAAGUACUACUGUCACAAAAGCAUUUUUCUAUGCUCUCUAUAGAAAGGGGCCCGCCGAUAUUUCUCAGCGUAAACAAGGCACGAAACCUUUCUUUCAGUGGCCUUUUCGGGUCGUUUAAUAGGUCACCGAUUUUUUGAAUUUGUUCUUUCGUUACUUCAACCAUUUCCACGCCGAUUUAAAUAAUACACGUGAAAUUACUUACACUGAUUUUGACAACUAGAAAGUUUGGUUAAGCGAGCAGGGCCAACCUAAACAAUCAGAUUUUACGGUGAUUUUACCACAAUUCGUUCGGAUUAUGUUGGCAUGACUUUCUAACCCUACUUUUAGUUGUCAAAAUAGAUCAUGGCUGGGAGUCGUUUGGAGAAAAUCGGCAGUAUUUACUCAAGAACAUCAGGUUUAAUAAGAUCUGGUGCUUUGAGUUGGGAAGAUCGGCCGCUUUGGUACGAUGUUUAUGAAGCUUUUCCACCUAAGGAAGAACCUAAAUUUGAUAGACCUGCACCUAAUAUGAGGCUUAAAACGAUUUUCUACAAAGAGGAUAAAGCUAGAGCGUUAUUCCAUCAAAAUAACAGACAAAUUGGUGCGGGUGUUUUAACAAAUAAUACCACUAAAAGCCUUACACAACGCUUUAUAGAAACCUACGAAAAAUUAGAGGAACAAACUCAGGGAAGCGAAAGUAUGGAGUCGUUAUAUAAACAAGCAAUCGAUAUGUUAAAUAGGGAGCGUAACACUAGACAAACAAGUGAAGGUAGUGAGGAGGUGAGCUUGAGCAAUGCGUUCAAGAAAGCACAAAAAACACUGGUACAACAGGAAGAUGCCCCCAAAAUAAACGUUAAAGUCAGUGAUAUUUUUAAAGAUUAAUGUUGUUAAUAUAAGUAGUGUAUAAAUAUAUUCUAUAGUUG